Rangifer tarandus platyrhynchus (Svalbard reindeer) is the source of this 1011-nucleotide messenger RNA. Lineage: Eukaryota; Metazoa; Chordata; Mammalia; Artiodactyla; Cervidae. The record is from the annotation of a GenBank genome assembly.
AUGGCCAAUGACAGCGGCGGGUCCGGCGGGCCGAGCCCGAGCGAGCGAGACCGGCAGUACUGCGAGCUGUGCGGGAAGAUGGAGAACCUGCUGCGCUGUAGCCGCUGCCGCAGCUCCUUCUACUGCAGCAAGGAGCAUCAGCGCCAGGACUGGAAGAAGCACAAGCUCGUGUGCCAGGUCGGCGAGAACGUUCCUGCCCCCGGCACGGGCCAACCGCAGCAGCCAGGCCGCGCGCCGCCGCCCAGGGCCGCCGGAGCCAGGGAGGCCAGGAAGGCGGCGCCGCGCCGGGACCGAGCCGUCGAGGCCGCGGGCCCGCGGGCCUCCGGAGACGCGGCCAAGGCGAAGGCGAAGGCCAAGCCCAUGGCCGACCCCGUGGCGGCCGCGUCCCCACCCUGCGCGGCCCCCGGCGGUCAGGGUCAGGUAGCGGCGGCCGCCGAGGCGGAGUCCGCGAAGGAGGAGCUCCUGGCCCGCCCGUCGCUGUACCAGGAGAAGGCGAACCUGUACCUGACGAGUAACGCGUCGGGCGAGGGCCUGAGCCACGGCGGCCUGCGGCCCAACGGGCAGACGAAGCCGAUGCUGGCACUGAAGCUGGCGCUGGAGUACAUCGUGCCCUGCAUGAACAAGCACGGCAUCUGCGUGGUGGACGACUUCCUGGGCAAGGAGACCGGCCAGCAGAUCGGCGACGAGGUGCGCGCCCUGCACGACACGGGCAAGUUCACGGACGGGCAGCUGGUCAGCCAGAAGAGCAACUCGUCCAAGGACAUCCGAGGCGAUAAGGUCACCUUGAUCGAGGGCAAGGAGCCCGGCUGCGAAACCAUCGGGCUGCUCAUGAACAACAUGGACGACCUGAUCCGCCACUGUAACGGGAAGCUGGGCAACUACAAAAUCAAUGGCCGGAUGAAAGCCAUGGUUGCUUGCUAUCCUGGCAAUGGAACAGGUUACGUACGUCAUGUCGCUAGUCCAAAUGGAGAUGGAAGAUGUGUGACAUGUAAGACUGGGAUGCCAAAGUAA